Jatropha curcas is the source of this 3606-nucleotide messenger RNA. The record is from RefSeq and is a predicted model, not a curated record. NCBI's taxonomy places the organism in Eukaryota, Viridiplantae, Streptophyta, Magnoliopsida, Malpighiales, Euphorbiaceae.
AUGUUUCGAUAAACCCGGUAUCUUUCUUGCUUUCUCAGUUCCUCUCCCGCCAUAAUGCGGCUAAAACCCUAGCAAAAUAUUCAUUCGCCGGCCGACCUAAAACCCUCCGUUCGAUUUCGGCCGCCAACAAAAUCCAAACAAGAACAAUGGAGACUGAUGCAGUAAUGGAUCCAAUGGACUUAAAAGUCACGGAGUUGUUGAAGGAAGUCCAGGUCGAUUACUCACCUGCGUUCACCAAGCUAGUAGACGACACCGUUUCAGCUAUCAAAGAAUCCAUCAACAAAAUCCCUGAAGGCCUCGAGGUUAAAGGUGAUGAAGCACCAGGUUUUGUUAAGGAUAUUGGUGCAGAUAAAGUGGAGUUCAAGUUUAAGAAGCCAAACUCUAUUGAAAUUGGAGGCAGUUAUUCAAUGCAAUGCAUUGCAAAGCCUGAGAUUAACGUGGACCUCUUUGUUCAGUUGCCAAAGGAGUGCUUCCAUGAGAAAGAUUAUUUAAAUUAUAGGUAUCAUGCCAAAAGGUGCCUUUACCUCUGCAUGAUCAAGAAGUAUUUGAAGUUGUCUUCACCAAUCCACAAGGUUGAAUGGUCCUCCUUUCAGAACGAGGCCCGAAAACCUGUAUUGCUAGUGUAUCCAGCCAAGAAGCUUGCUGAAGUUCCUGAGUUUUUUGUAAGGAUAAUUCCAAUGGCAAGAUUCCUAUUUAAUGUAGCAAAGUUGGACUUGAAGCGGAACAAUAUCCGUGCUUUAAAUCAAGGGAGUCUUCCUCUGUCUACACCAAGAUACAAUAGCAGUAUUUUGGAAGACAUGUUUUUAGAGGAUAAUUCAGAAUUUCUUAAGAAAACUUUUCUUGGAUGGAAGGAAAUGCAAGAGGCUUUGAUUUUGAUGAAGGUUUGGGCUCGGCAGAGAAGUUCUAUAUAUGCCCAUGAUUGCCUAAAUGGGUUUCUAAUAGCUGUCAUUAUGUCAUACCUAGCAACUUAUGAGAAGGUUAAUCAUUCUAUGAGGCCGUUGCAAAUAUUUCGUGUCACAAUGGAAUUUAUAGCUAGUUCAAAAUUAUGGAGCCAAGGGCUUUACUUUCGGCAGCAAAAUGAAGCCAAAAUAUCCAAGGAGGAAAGGAUGCUGUAUAAACAAUCAUUUCCGUUAGUAAUUUGCAAUUCAAGUUCACGUGUCAAUUUGACUUUCCGGAUGAAAAGUAGUGUUUUCUUAGAGCUCCAAGAUGAGGCUGCUUUGACACUUAAGUGCUUAGAGAAAUCAGGAGAUGCUGCUUUUGAAGAUAUCUUUAUGACGAAGGUUGAUUUCUCUUCCAAAUAUGAUUAUUGCAUAAGAUUAAACUUAAAAGGACAGAGUGAGGUCUAUGCUUUGGGAUUUUGCUUGGAUGAUGAAUGUUGGAGAUUGUAUGAGGAGAAGGUACAUGACAUUUUGUGUAAAGGACUGAGUGACAGGGUCAAGUUCAUUCGUGCUGUUUGGAGAAACUUCCCUGCAGGAUUGAGCAUAGAAAAUGGUUUAUCAACUCUAGACACAGAACCAUUGCUUAUUGGAAUUUCAGUGAGCUCUUUAGAGAAAGCAUAUAGAGUUGUUGAUAUUGGUCCAGAAGCUGAAAAUAAAGAGGAGGCUCUCAAGUUUCGGAAGUUUUGGGGAGAAAAGGCAGAACUCCGGAGAUUUAGAGAUGGCAAAAUUGCCGAAAGCACAGUAUGGGAAAGUAAGCAAUGGACAAAGCAUCUCAUUCUGAAAAGAAUAAUUGAAUAUGUAUUACUCCGUCAUCUUUCUCUAUCAACAAUGAACAUUGUCCAAGUUGUGGAUCAACUUGAUUUCUGUCUGCUUCAUGGUGUUGAAGAUCCUAUGUCAUUUUCCACAAGUUUGCUUGAGGCUGUUGAAGUUCUCUCAAAGCGCUUGCGUCUUAUUGAAGACAUUCCCUUGAGGGUGUCAAGUGUCCAGCCUUUAGACCCAGCUUUCAGGUUCACUUCUGUGUUUCCUCCAAGACCACAUCCACUAGCAUGUGAAAACAGUCAUGCUCCCAAAUUACAUAGGGCCUUUUCGUCCUGCAUCCAGCCUUUGGAAGUUAUGAUUCAGCUGGAAGGUUCUGGGAGCUGGCCAAUGGAUGAGGUAGCUAUUGAGAAAACUAAAUCUGCUUUCCUUCUCAAGAUUGGAGAGAGCCUUCAGAAUAGUUGGGGGAUGACAUGUAUUGCUACUGAGGAGGACGUGGAUGUUUUUCUUUCUGGUUAUGCAUUUCGCCUUAAAAUUUUGCACGAGAGAGGCUUAACCUUGGUGAAAAGGGAAAUUGGAAGUGAUAAAGUGAAGAGGGUGCCUUCUCAAGACAAGAAACUUUUUGUUCGUGGUCAGCAUUCUAGCAUGAUUAAUGGGUUACAGGGUAUUUACCAAAUGUAUGGUCCGGUUGUUAGGCUUGCAAAACGAUGGGUUGCUUCACAUCUGUUUUCAGCUUGCUUGGUAGAGGAGGCAGUUGAAUUAUUGGUUGCGCAUCUCUUUGUGAAAUCUUUGCCAUUUACUGCUCCUUGUUCGCGUGUCACUGGAUUUUUAAGGUUCUUGCGACUGCUAGCGGACUAUGAUUGGACCUUUUCUCCUUUAGUUGUUGACAUAAAUGUUGAUUUGACUCCCAAUGAUAGGAAAGAGAUUUACGAUAACUUUACAUUGAGUAGAAAAGAGUUUGAAGAGAACAGGCAGAACAUAAGUCCCGCAAUGUUCUUGGCCACAUGUUACGACAAGGCAUCUGAAGCUUGGACCAGAUUUUCACCAAACUCGCUGGAGCUUAAAAGGUUGGUAGCCUAUGCUCGCAGCAGUGCAAACCUGCUGUCUAGACUUGUAUUGGAGGAUCACACUGAUUCUUACAGAUGGGAGUGCCUCUUCCGAACUCCUCUGAACAACUAUGAUGCUGUAAUUCUUCUCCAUGGGGACAGAUUACCUUAUCCUCAGCGUCUGCUUUUCCCAUCUGAACUAAACCAAGGGAGACUUGUGGCUCGUGGGAACGCUAGUAAACUUUUCCAGCCCAUCUUGUCGCCUAGAGAUUUGAAGGGCAGUUCAGAGGAACUCAAGAAUAAGCUGAUGGUGAACUUUGAUCCUUUGAGGUGCUACAUUGCUGAUAUACAGAAAGAGUUCAACACUAUGAAGUUAUGGUAUGAUUCUCUCGGAAGUGAUGCUAUUGGACUAACGUGGGAAACAAAGAAACGAGGACGAGAAGAAACAAGUGAAACCGAAGACCCAAUCGAUAUGUUAAAAGCUGUAGGUGAAGUUGGGAAAGGGUUUGUAAGGAGUGUAUAUUUUCUCAAGGCUCCAAGGCUUUCAAAAUGAGUUCUCAUGUCAUGGAGGUCUAGAAUUCUAUGUUGUAACACUCAGGGUGAUAUGAUGCCCCACAAUUUUGAAGGAAAUAUAGCGAUAAAGCAACAUUUUUUUAUUAUUAUUAUUUAGUAUUAGUUCUUCAACUUAUCAGAGGAUAAGCAAUUAGCCUAUUUUUUCUUCCUUUUUUUUUUUUUCCUCUUUUCUUAUUUAGUUUAAUAGUUGUGUUGUAUAGAAGCUUGUCCAGAAGGAUAUGAAGUUUUUAAAUUUGAAAAUUUGAUAAUUGUAUGUGGUUGAUGACUUGGUGGACAUGGCCAUGUCCAAAUGA